Molecule: messenger RNA, 458 nt
Organism: Selaginella moellendorffii
Lineage: Eukaryota; Viridiplantae; Streptophyta; Lycopodiopsida; Selaginellales; Selaginellaceae
Exons: 2
Coding region: 15-362 (115 amino acids)
Source: RefSeq, a predicted model, not a curated record
UCCAAGGAAGAGGGAUGGUGGAUCGUUGUAGGAAGCACAAGUACUUGGGAGCUCUUCGCCAUGAGGCGCGUGAGCAUCAAAGACAAGCGUCUCAGCACAAGCGUUGCAGUGCCAAGAGUUCCUGCGGGAACACAGGAGAUAGCGCUGUUCCUCGUCUCAGAUUGCUACGUUGGCCUCGAUCAAACUCAUACCAUCCCGGUUUAGUCCAAUCUCUCUUUCGUGCUUUCAUUCCACACGAACCAAGUGCUAGAAAUCAGCGCAAAUGGCGAUCCCUGCGCGGACGAGUUUGGCGUUCUGACCCGAUCCGAUGCAACUGGGAUCGAUCGAUCGAACGACGAUCGACGAGAAGAUGGUCUCAAUAGUAUAACACCAAGCUCUUCAAUCUGCUCGUCCGCCUCAUAUGAAUCAAGUUCUUUUGUUCUUUCGCCAUUACGUUUUAAGCUUGUUGUUUCUACUAA